CACUCUACUGUUUGUGUCUGACAAAUCCAAUAUGGCUACAUCUGCAGUUUCCCGUGAGCUUUUCAAGGAGGGAGUGAGAGUUGUUCUUCACACUUGGCCUGUCCUACAGAUCGCUGUGGAUAACGGGUUUGGUGGCGUGUAUGGGCAGCAGAAAGCUGACUGGAUGGUGGAUGUUGUUCAGCAGUAUUUCCAUGACAACACUGACCUGCAGCAGUGUGAAGUCGAGGACUUCAUUGCUGAACUGAUGGAUCAGGAGUUUGACACAGUGGUGGAAGAUGGGAGUUUACCUCAGGUGUCUGUCAGUCUCCUGCAGGUGUUCAGUCAGUGGCAAGAGGGGGCACUGCAGCAGCUCCAACACACCAUCAACACUCUGACACAGAAGAGCCAGAGGGCGGCGGUCGUUGCUCCGCUCACACAGUCUGAUGAAGACAGCAAUGAUGAAACGCAGAAGAUGGAAUGUGAAGCAUCCUGUCCAUCAGCCAACAGGACAGAUCCUCCACCUCAUGAUGAAGAGGAUGGGUGGACGGUGGUGAAGAAGAAGAAGUGA
Messenger RNA from Monopterus albus (swamp eel), 547 nucleotides. It is a transcript of the gene tsr2, whose product is annotated as TSR2 ribosome maturation factor. NCBI's taxonomy places the organism in Eukaryota, Metazoa, Chordata, Actinopteri, Synbranchiformes, Synbranchidae. The transcript has 5 exons. The coding region runs from base 32 to 547 and encodes 171 amino acids. The record is from RefSeq and is a predicted model, not a curated record.